Messenger RNA from Salvelinus fontinalis (brook trout), 6856 nucleotides. RefSeq names its product SH2B adapter protein 2-like. The transcript has 9 exons. The coding region runs from base 298 to 2436 and encodes 712 amino acids. Gene Ontology annotation, molecular function: transmembrane receptor protein tyrosine kinase adaptor activity. Gene Ontology annotation, biological process: intracellular signal transduction; antigen receptor-mediated signaling pathway. Lineage: Eukaryota; Metazoa; Chordata; Actinopteri; Salmoniformes; Salmonidae. Gene Ontology annotation, cellular component: plasma membrane. The record is from RefSeq and is a predicted model, not a curated record.
GGGCUGUUAAAUAGAUCAGAGAGAGAGAUCAACACACGCACACACAGCCAUCCCUGGGCUGAGAGACGGUGGUUCCUAAAGUCUAGUGUGCGUCGAGCGGAUAUGGAGAAAAUGUAACGUUGCCGCGGUAGCCUCCUAAUCUCCGACAUGAAGACAAGUAAUGCAUAGUAUUGGCCUUGAUUGGACAACAAAAUAACAACAACCAACAGUGCAAGGAUUGGCUCCCCGACAUCAGCGUAGCGCCGUGCAGUGAGUCGGACAUCGAGCCUCUCCCAGGUGGGUUGGCAUGGCCCAGUGAUGAACAGUGCGGCAGUGCCCGGCAGCCCGGAGUUCUCCUCAUGCCCACUGCCCGACUGGCGAGAGUUCUGCGAGCUCCAUGCCCGUGCCUCCGCCGCCGACUUUGCCCACAAGUUCCACCGCUUCUUGUCAGAGAACCCGUGCUACGACUCCCCGGGCGCCGACAGCAGCUUCUCGCAGCACUUCGCCAGACACUUCCUGGAGUGUUUCUCUGCUGCUGUCACACAGGCCAGGGACCACCAGGCCUCGCUCUUACCAGGAGACGACGACUCCAACGCUCCCCCCAAAUACAGCAUUGUUCCCUUCCUGGGCAUCCAGGGCUGCCUUCUGCCCUACGGACACAACGACCUCUACCAGCGGCGCAAGGAAGCCGGUGCCUCCAGCGAGUCCCUGGACAGUAUGGACAGUGGAGGUUUAGGACUAGAAGGGAUAGGCAGUUCCUCCUCCAUGGCUAUGGCCACCUCCCGCAUCCCCCAGCCCGCCCACAAGCCCUCUGCUCUGGGCCAGUCACGCAGCUCAGAGGACGUGUCAGUGGAACACCCCAAGGCCCGCUUCAAGAAGGGAUUCUCUCUGAGGAACAUGAGUCUGUGUGUGGUGGACGGGGUGAAGGAGAUCUGGCACCGCCGCUCCUCCCCUGAACCAGACCCUGUCGGAGGGUCCGGAGGGGUCAGACGGGUCAACGGAGGAGGGGAGCCAGGGGGGGAGAGAUGGUCCCAGAGACUGCGUCUUCCCAGGGGGUCUCAGGGGCACAAGGCUGAGCUGCUGGAGAUCCAGAGAGAGGGGGCUCUGCGUUACAUGGUAGCUGAUGAUACUAACUGUAUAGGGGUGCCUCAGUGGCAGAAGUGUAGGUUGCUGCUGAGGAAGACCAGGAGGGACGAAGGGGGUGACAAGUUCCUGUUGGAGUUCUAUGUGCCACCCAAGUCGUCAAAGCCCAAGGUGAGCAUCCCUCUGUCUGCCAUCGUAGAGGUGAGGACCACUAUGCCCCUGGAGAUGCCUGACAAAGACAAUACCUUCGUCCUGAAGGUAAGGGUGGAAAAUGGAGGUGAAUAUAUCCUGGAGACCAUCGACUCGCUGCAGAAAACCUCCUGGGUUGCUGACAUCCAGGACUGCAUGGACCCUGGGGACAGUGGAGAUGACAUUGAGCUGGCGUCAUGUCCCCACGGCCAGGCAUCUAAAGAGUUCUCCAUGGUGUCCUCCUGCAGCUGUGAGCUUCUGUCAGAGGGUGUUCAUCGUACCCCUGAGAGAUCCUGUGGAUCAGCAACAACAGAACUGUAUAGCGCCCCCUCUGUCCGCUGCAGAGAACUACCCUUCACCCAGCACCCUUCCCAUGUCCCCCUGGAGCGCUUCCUCCAGCCCCCAGAGGCCCAGGGGAAAAGCCCCACAGCAGGGGUUCUAGGUGACGGGGUGACUGAGGCGGAGGCGGACCCCAGCCUGGCCGAGUACCCAUGGUUCCACGGGACAUUGUCACGCGUGCGUGCUGCCCAACUGGUGCUGGCGGGCGGAGCUAGGAGCCACGGGCUGUUUGUGAUUCGCCAAAGCGAGACGCGCCCGGGAGAGUACGUCCUCACCUUUAACUUCCAGGGCAAAGCUAAGCACCUGCGUCUGUCGGUGAAUGGUAACGGCCAGUGUCAUGUUCAUCAUCUGUGGUUCCACACCGUGUCAGAUAUGCUCAGGCAUUUCCAUGCCCACCCCAUCCCUCUGGAGUCAGGGGGCUCCGCUGACAUCACACUGCGUUCCUACGUACAAGUACAGGUUACCCCCACAGACAGAUAUCCCGUCUCUCUCUACUGCUCUCACACAGAUGUGACCGUGCCUCAGCUCCCCACCCCACCCAGGGACCAAGGCUGCUGGACUGACCCAAUCCAGCCAACCCUUCACCUCCCUGGGUUCUCGCAGCCGGCAGGGCCCCCCUCCGACACCCCGAUCUCAUCCAGCUCCUCAUCCUCGCCCAUCGCCCUUCCUUCCCUCUCCCGUGGUGAGCCAGGCAGCGGAGGAGGAGGAGGAGGCGAGGGGCUGGUUAGCAGGAGCAACAGCUCAGAACGUCUGCUAGAUCCCUCUAGUGGUGCCUCGGAGGACUACCAAGAGACAGACGGAACACGCAGGGCCAGAGCUGUGGAGAACCAGUACUCCUUCUACUGAGACUGGGCGCAACCAAACCCGGGAGCUCACAUUGGCUGAGACACAGGACGUACAGGGAUUUGGACUAAAUAGGUGAAAUGUCACGGAUGGCUGGGGAGUGUGGAUGGACAUGGAUCACUCAUUAUCUUGUUUAUUUGCUUGUUUGUGUUCCAAGAGAUGUCCUGUUUCUCCAACGUGUGUCUGUGUCCAGUUAACCCCUGGCUCUGUGGCCACCCUCAUCAGCUGACAUUAAGGAUAUGAAGAAACAGAUGAUUUAGUCUUGAGAGAGAGGGAGGGAUGAAUGGAGACAGUGGGAGAGAUGGAUGGAUGGAGGAGGAGAGGGGGAGGGAGGGAGAGUGAGUGAUGAGGGGUGGAUGGAGAAGGAGAGCGAGAGAUAGGAAUGGAGACAGAUAGAAGGAUGGAUGGAGAGAGACAGGGAUGGUAGAGAGAGAGAGAGAGAGAGAGGAAAUGGCCCAGUGGAGGUUUUGAUUCACUUCACCAGACCACUUCCUGUCUGCUCUACCCACAAUUCCCUAGGAACAAAGCCUGUUACCGCCCUGCUAAGUAACCAGAGCUGAAGCUACCCUACCUAAAUGGUUUUCCUCCCCAGGCCCUCUUGAGCAUAACCCUAAUGUUUGUGAAGCUGCUUCUAGUCUGUCCCGGAUAUCCUCACUGUCCCCAAGGGGAGUGACAAAUACAACACUCUUUCUCCUCCUGUAGCUUUGCCAAAAUGAAUGGUAACAUCAGUAUAGUGAUGGGUGUGUUGGUGUUAUUUCAGAUGUUCUUAGUGUACAGGCAAAAGGUCCUAGUGCCCGUCAGUUACACAGCACUUUGACCAUAUGAUGUGUGACUGACGGGCCGUCUCAUUGGCAGUGAUGACCUCAGGUCAGAGUGAUGAAACAUGCAGGGUUGGGGGUCAUUUCGAUUCCAGUCAAUUCAGAAAGGAAACCAAAUUCCAAUUCCAAAUUGUCCUCUUGAAAAGCAAUAAAGAGAAUUAGAACCUCAGUGUACUUCCUGAAUUGACUGGAACUUCAAUGGAAUUGAUCCCAAUCCAGAACACAUGAUCCACAUCUCCACCAACCAGAACACAGCUCAGCAUUCCAGCUCACAUCUCCACCAACCAGAACACAGCUCAGCAUUCCAGCUCACAUCUCCACCAACCAGAACACAGCUCAGUAUCUCCACCAACCAGAACACAGCUCAGUAUCUCCACCAACCAGAACACAGCUCAGCAUCUCCACCAACCAGAACACAGCUCAGCAUCUCCACCAACCAGAACACAGCUCAGCAUUCCAGCUCACAUCUCCACCAACCAGAACACAGCUCCGUAUCUCCACCAACCAGAACACAGCUCAGCAUUCCAGCUCACAUCUCCACCAACCAGAACACAGCUCAGUAUCUCCACCAACCAGAACACAGCUCAGCAUCUCCACCAACCAGAACACAGCUCAGCAUUCCAGCUCAGCAUCUCCACCAACCAGAACACAGCUCACAUCUCCACCAACCAGAACACAGCUCAGCAUCUCCACCAACCAGAACACAGCUCAGCAUUCCAGCUCAGCAUCUCCACCAACCAGAACACAGCUCAGCAUCUCCACCAACCAGAACACAGCUCAGUAUCUCCACCAACCAGAACACAGCUCAGCAUUCCAGCUCAGCAUCUCCACCAACCAGAACACAGCUCAGUAUCUCCACCAACCAGAACACAGCUCAGCAUUCCAGCUCACAUCUCCACCAACCAGAACACAGCUCAGUAUCUCCACCAACCAGAACACAGCUCAGUAUCUCCACCAACCAGAACACAGCUCAGCAUCUCCACCAACCAGAACACAGCUCAGCAUCUCCACCAACCAGAACACAGCUCAGCAUUCCAGCUCACAUCUCCACCAACCAGAACACAGCUCCGUAUCUCCACCAACCAGAACACAGCUCAGCAUUCCAGCUCACAUCUCCACCAACCAGAACACAGCUCAGUAUCUCCACCAACCAGAACACAGCUCAGCAUCUCCACCAACCAGAACACAGCUCAGCAUUCCAGCUCAGCAUCUCCACCAACCAGAACACAGCUCACAUCUCCACCAACCAGAACACAGCUCACAUCUCCACCAACCAGAACACAGCUCAGCAUCUCCACCAACCAGAACACAGCUCAGCAUUCCAGCUCAGCAUCUCCACCAACCAGAACACAGCUCAGCAUCUCCACCAACCAGAACACAGCUCAGUAUCUCCACCAACCAGAACACAGCUCAGCAUUCCAGCUCAGCAUCUCCACCAACCAGAACACAGCUCAGUAUCUCCACCAACCAGAACACAGCUCAGCAUUCCAGCUCAGCAUCUCCACCAACCAGAACACAGCUCAGUAUCUCCACCAACCAGAACACAGCUCAGCAUCUCCACCAACCAGAACACAGCUCAGUAUCUCCACCAACCAGAACACAGCUCAGUAUCUCCACCAACCAGAACACAGCUCAGCAUCUCCACCAACCAGAACACAGCUCAGUAUCUCCACCAACCAGAACACAGCUCAGUAUCUCCACCAACCAGAACACAGCUCAGUAUCUCCACCAACCAGAACACAGCUCAGUAUCUCCACCAACCAGAACACAGCUCAGCAUCUCCACCAACCAGAACACAGCUCAGUAUCUCCACCAACCAGAACACAGCUCAGUAUCUCCACCAACCAGAACACAGCUCAGCAUCUCCACCAACCAGAACACAUAUUAACAUGGUGCAGCCGGCAACAUUUUCACAUCGAAGGCUGCUACUGUAAUUCAGUCAAAUUCAAUGCAUAAUAUUCAACAUGUUUCGUUUCCACGGACGGUUGUUGGUGGGGACAAUCCAGAAUCUACUGGAAGGGGGUAUCUUACAUAUAGACACACAGGUGCUGUACGAUGGCAAGCACCUCCAAGACAACUGAAAGCCAUGCGAUAUGAUCAGCUAUAUCAGAGGAUAUAUCAUAGGUUACAGUAUUACAGUAUAAAAACAACAGAACCUGGGGGGGGGGGUUGUUCUGGCUGACCUCUAUGGGUUUGACUGAUGUCUGAUGUCCAGCUCCAAGCCUGAUGUUUGAUGUGCUACAGUUGUGUUUUCUGUACCUGGUCCUAUACCGCCCCUUUGUGUGAUGGGUUUCUGUCUGAGGUAUCAUAUCAUUUUCAGAAACCUGAAGACUUGACUCAUUUUUAAAAAUUGGUUUGGAACGUUCUAAAGAACUGGUUGAUUAUGGAAUUAGAAUACAGGAAAACCAGCUGAAACAGGGGGACUUGACGACCGUAGUUUAGGGGACUUGACGACCGUAGUUUAGGGGACUUGACGACCGUAGUUUAGGGGACUUGACGACCGUAGUUUAGGGGACUUGACGACCGUAGUUUAGGGGACUUGACGACCGUAGUUUAGGGGACUUGACGACCGUAGUUUAGGGGACUUGACGACCGUAGUUUAGGGGACUUGACGACCGUAGUUUAGGGGACUUGACGACCGUAGUUUAGGGGACUUGACGACCGUAGUUUAGGGGACUUGACGACCGUAGUUUAGGGGACUUGACGACCGUAGUUUAGGGGACUUGACGACCGUAGUUUAGGGGACUUGACGACCGUAGUUUAGGGGACUUGACGACCGUAGUUUAGGGGACUUGACGACCGUAGUUUAGGGGACUUGACGACCGUAGUUUAGGGGACUUGACGACCGUAGUUUGGGGGACUUGACGACCGUAAUUUGGGGGACUUGACGACCGUAGUUUGGGGGACUUGACGACCGUAGUUUGGGGGACUUGACGACCGUAGUUUGGGGGACUUGACGACCGUAGUUUGGGGGACUUGACGACCGUAGUUUGGGGGACUUGACGACCGUAGUUUGGGGGACUUGACGACCGUAGUUUGGGGGACUUGACGACCGUAGUUUGGGGGACUUAGUGUUACAUACUGGUACCGCUGCAUGGUUAACUCUAGGGUAAGGACCUAGAACUGUACAGUAGUCCCUAGAUGGUCAUGCUAGGACAGAAUCGGUAACAGGUUAGUAUUAAAAUAGCAUUUGUAAUUAGUCCUGUCUAGCAUAGGGCAACAAUCGUUGUCACCAUAAUGGCCAUAUCAGACUGACAGGAGGAGGAAUGUGGGGGGGGCAGUUAAUGGUAAAUGUGCCAAUUUUUAAAUCUUUUUUUUUUUUUUUUUUAAGAGUAUUUAUUCCUCAGCUGUUGUAAAUGACAUUUUCCUAUCAAGUCUUAUUGAUGUCAUUGUUCUCAGUGAGAUCCUCAGUGCAACCAGUGACUCACAGCAGACUUGGUCACAUAUCAGAGGCUAGGGCCGGAGUGGUGUCCUCUUCAUUGUACUUAACAUGUAGUGUUGAUUUCUGUUGUCUGGCUGAGUUUAAGAGUCUGUGCAAUUUUGUACUGAGUGAUGUACUUGACAUAACUUUAUAUUUCUGUGAAUAAAACUUGAGUAAACUGUUA